AUGGUGCUCAACGACAACAAAGCUACUGAUUUACAGGUGGAGAAGGUAACAACGACCGUCUCAGCGGGCUCUAAUGAUGAUUUCGAUGAAUCGAAGAGGGACGACCUUAGCCAGGCCCGUCAGCUUGCUGCCCAAUGGGUCGAUGGCACAGAUGUGGAGAAAAGACUCAUUCGUAAGCUUGACUGGCGUAUCGUCCCAUGCUGCUGGACACUCUAUCUCCUGGGUUACCUUGAUCGGGCUAAUAUUGGAAAUGCAAAGACCGGUGGCCUUGAAGAAGACUUCAACCUCAGCUCCAGUCAAUACUCGAUCAUCGUACUAGUCUUCUUCAUCUCUUACCUCGUUUGCGAAGUUCCAGCCAACAUGAUCUUGACACGAGUCCGUCCGUCGGUAUUCCUCCCUGGCCUCGGUCUAGUCUGGGGAACAUUCGCGGCCCUCAUGGGUGCGACACAGAACUGGAGCCAGUUGGUUGGUAUGCGACUUCUUCUAGGAGUCGCGGAAGCUGGCUUCGCCCCAGGAUGUGCUUUCUAUCUCAGUUGCUGGUAUCGCAGGUAUGAAUUGGCAACCCGAUUCGCUCUCCUCUAUACCUCUGUGCCACUGGCGGGUGCCGUCUCCGGUCUCCUCGCCGGACUCAUCACAGACUACAUGGAUGGGUCUGCUGGCCUUCCCGGUUGGAGAUGGCUGUUUAUCCUUGAAGGCCUGGCAUCUAUUUCUGCUGCGACAAUCGUGUUCUUUUUGAUGCCUGACUAUCCGUCCACCAGCAAGAGAUUCUUAAAUGAGGAAGAAACGCUCCUCGCAUGUAGUAGACUUGCUGUGGAUGGUAUUGCCAUGGCUCAGGGCGCCAGCACGCAGAAGAUUCCGCACUGGACUGCAUUCAAGAUGACUGUCCGCGAUUGGAGAGUGUGGGCUCAAUGCCUGCUUUUUGUGCUGGUCACCGGAUCCCAAACCAUGCAAUACUUCAUCCCCACAUUGGUGGGAAGCUUCGGGUGGACCGGACACAUUGGUCAAUACCACACCAUUCCCGCCUACAUGGCCGCUCUGGUCUACGUCGUCGCAUGCUGCUGGCUCGCCGAUAGAUUCAAGACGAAGUGGCCCUUCAUCUGCGGCUUGUCUGGCGUUGGAUGCGUUCUUUUCAUCGCAGUCACCACCUCCACCAACAAAAUGGUUCAGUACGUCCUUACCAUUUUCGCUUUCGGCACCAUCUACGGCUGCUCUCCCCUAGUGAAGACUUGGGUCUCCGAUGUCAUUCCCCAGCCAGCGGCGAAGAGGGCCAUUGCGAUUGCCUUGAUCAACUCCAUCGGCAAUGCGUCGUCCAUUUAUUCGACUUGGCUCUGGCCCAAGAAGGAUGCGCCGCGAUAUAUCCCAGGAUUUGCCACCACAACCACCUGGCUUGGUGUACUAUGCUGUUUAACCGUGGUCUUUGCAUGGCUGUUCAAGAAACAUCCGAUUGCCAAAGAAGACCAUACAAAAGUCAUGGCUGCCGAAUUGAGGGCACAUAGAAAAGCCGGAGAGCAGACUGCAUAG
Molecule: messenger RNA, 1521 nt
Organism: Rhinocladiella mackenziei CBS 650.93
Lineage: Eukaryota; Fungi; Ascomycota; Eurotiomycetes; Chaetothyriales; Herpotrichiellaceae
Exons: 5
Coding region: 1-1521 (506 amino acids)
Biological process (GO): transmembrane transport
Cellular component (GO): membrane
Molecular function (GO): transmembrane transporter activity
Source: RefSeq, a predicted model, not a curated record